This is a messenger RNA of Branchiostoma floridae (Florida lancelet), 945 nucleotides long. RefSeq lists its product as uncharacterized. The transcript has 2 exons. The coding region runs from base 32 to 577 and encodes 181 amino acids. The record is from RefSeq and is a predicted model, not a curated record. NCBI's taxonomy places the organism in Eukaryota, Metazoa, Chordata, Leptocardii, Amphioxiformes, Branchiostomatidae.
CACCUGGUACACUUAGCAACGAAAAACCAACAUGGCGGCGGCUGGAGGGGUCCUUGUGGCCGAACAGCGCCCGACAAUUCCCGAACCCGUUCUCCUCACACAAGUCGAAGUUGAGGAAGAACCAGUUCCUGCACCCGCAGAAGAGAAAGAAGAACCUACAGUCGAAGUACCGGAGUCGGCACCCGCCCCGGAGCCGCCGAAAACAACCGAAGAAGAGCGAACGGCCGCCGAAGUGAUCAGCCGAGAAGUCACGAAAACGCUCGACUUCGGUCUGAGCCAGCAGCGUUCCGUGGCCUCGCAAGCGGUGAUUUCGAGGCCGAUUCUGUCCAGAAGGGCGAAAAGAGUACAAGAAGUUGUCGGGUAUAAACCACCCGUGGAGGACCCGCUAGAGACCGCUAUUCUCUACGUUCAAGAGAAAGGCAUCCUGUACAUAUUCCAGACACUACUGGAGCGACUCGUCUUCCAGAAGCCACCCAACCCGCUGCAGUUCUUGCGGAAAGAGAUAGUGGCGCUGCAGGAAGAGCUUCAGGAGUACGAGAAGCAGAGGCUGAAAAGAGUUGCUGCUAUGAAGAAAUGAUAUGGACUCGAAUGGAACAAAACACGCCAUCAUCCGUUUUUAGAUAUACAUGAGAUACACUGUUUCUUAUAGUUUAACUAGAAACUUUUUCGCGUAUUUUUCUGAAUAAGUACAUGCUGCUAUAGUGUAUGGAAAAAUGAUAAAAAUGUGAAUUUGAAAUUGAACGUUUUAGCUUACAUGUACUUGAAAAUAAAACCUAUAUGUAUACAGAUUGAAAACAAUAUCGACUUGGUAUAGAUGUGUAUAGUGUGUAUGUAAAUGAUGGGAUAUUGAAUGCCCGUUGCUGCUUUCCUUGGGCAUGUAUGUAUGAUAUUUAUACUAGGAACCUGAUACUGAAGUGACAAUAAAAAAACAACAAAAAAGCUUAA